AUGGCGAAGAAGCAGAAGAAGCAGGGUGCUGAUGGCAUCAACACCCGCCUUCAGCUUGUGAUGAAGAGCGGAAAGGUUUGCCUUGGGGCAAAGACUGCGGUGAACUCUCUACGAACCGGCAAAGCAAAGCUAAUCAUCAUCAGCAACAACUGCCCACCUCUCCGCAAAUCGGAGAUCGAGUACUAUGCGAUGCUCGCCAAGUGCGGUGUCCAUCACUACCCUGGAGACAACAACGAGCUCGGGACAGCAUGUGGGAAGCUGUUUCGUGUAAGCUGCCUGGCUGUAACAGAUCCCGGCGAUAGCGACAUCAUUCGCUCUGUAGAGUGA
Messenger RNA from Cyclospora cayetanensis, 327 nucleotides. RefSeq names its product 60S ribosomal protein L30-2-like. Gene Ontology annotation, molecular function: structural constituent of ribosome; RNA binding. Lineage: Eukaryota; Apicomplexa; Conoidasida; Eucoccidiorida; Eimeriidae. The transcript is spliced from 3 exons. Gene Ontology annotation, cellular component: cytosolic large ribosomal subunit. The coding region runs from base 1 to 327 and encodes 108 amino acids. The record is from RefSeq and is a predicted model, not a curated record.